Molecule: messenger RNA, 1290 nt
Organism: Tarenaya hassleriana
Lineage: Eukaryota; Viridiplantae; Streptophyta; Magnoliopsida; Brassicales; Cleomaceae
Product: bifunctional epoxide hydrolase 2
Exons: 3
Coding region: 91-1041 (316 amino acids)
Cellular component (GO): peroxisome
Molecular function (GO): hydrolase activity
Source: RefSeq, a predicted model, not a curated record
AAUAAGGAUCACCACAAACCAUCGUAUAUUUAUCUUCAGCCCCGUGGGAAAACAAAACGACGGCGACGAAGAAGGAGGAGGGCGACGAGAAUGGAGAAGAUAGUGCACACGACGGUCUCCACGAAUGGCAUAAACAUGCAUGUCGCUUCGAUCGGUUCAGGCCCUCCGAUUCUAUUCCUCCAUGGCUUCCCUGAUCUCUGGUACUCGUGGCGCCACCAGCUCCUUUCCCUCUCGGCCCUAGGUUACCGGGCGAUCGCCCCCGACCUCCGCGGCUAUGGCGACUCCGACGCGCCGCCUUCGCUUGAGUCAUAUACCGUCCUCCACCUCGUCGGCGACCUCGUCGGGCUUCUCGAUUCCCUCGGCCUCGACCGUGUUUUCCUCGUCGGUCACGAUUGGGGCGCCAUCGUCGCCUGGUGGCUCUGUCUGAUUCGACCCGACCGAGUCAACGCGCUGGUCAACACUAGCGUCGCCUUCAGCCCCAGGAACCCCGCCGUGAAGCCUGUCGACGGUUUCAGGGCCUUGUUCGGUGACGAUUACUAUAUCUGCAGGUUUCAGGAGCGUGGAGAGAUCGAAGAGGACUUUGCUCAAGCUGGUGCUAAGAAGUUGAUAACCAAAUUUCUCACCUCACGUAAUCCACGCCCACCGUGUAUUCCCAAAGCACUUGGGUUCAGAGGUUUACCUGAUCCACCAUCUUUGCCUGAUUGGCUCACCGAACAGGACAUCGAUUAUUAUGCUGAGAAAUUUAGCCAGAAGGGCUUCACCGGAGGACUUAACUACUACCGAGCUAUGAACCUGAGCUGGGAAUUGACAGCACCAUGGACUGGUGCACAGAUCAAGGUGCCGGUGAAGUUCAUGGUGGGGGACUUAGAUGUCACAUACCACAUCCCUGGUGUGAAGGAAUACAUACACGAGGGUGGCAUCAAGAAGCAAGUCCCCUUUCUACAAGAGGUGGUUGUAUUGGAAGGAGUCGGCCAUUUCCUCCAGCAAGAGAAACCCGAAGAAAUCACUGCCCACAUUCACGACUUCUUCAAGAAAUUCUGAGUACAACGCCCAUGUUUCCUCUUCAGAAAGAUAUGAGCUGACCAGCUUGGUCUGAGCCAUCCCAUCAAUGGGUUGCUCUUAAUUAAUGGGUUUGAAGAACAUGCUUUCGUGUUCUUAGUUUAGUGUAAUGGUUUUGAAGAAUUGAUGUAAUUGAUUCGUCCAGUGUAAUGACCUUUGUUAAGACAUUAUCCUCUCUAGUUGGGACAAAAUUAAAGACGCUGACCGAGUCCGAGGGUUUUAAGAUGAUCA